CUUUUAUUUUGAAGGAGAGCAGCUGAGCUGCCCCGGAAGCUCUAUUCUUUCCUGUGGCUAACUUGACAGUGUUUGAACAAGAUGGCGUCGAGCAGAAACGUCUGUUAGCAGAGUGUCUUUGUUGUGUUUUUAAAGUGUGAAGAUGUGUAAAGUCCAAAUGCUGAGAGCGUUGGUGAAGCAGCGACUAACUGCGGCUGCUGAAGAGAUAUUUGGGCUGUUUGAAAGAACGAUAGCAGAGUACGAGGAGCAACUUUGUCGCUCAAAAGAGGAGAACGAGCGACAACGGAAACUACUGGACGCUGUUUACAACCCUCAGCUCAGGUUACACAGAGCAGAUGUCCAGCAGCAGCAGUUGGUUAAAGAAGAGGUUCCCCCUGAGCAGCAGGAGUGGAGCUCCAGUGUGGACCAGGAGGACCCAGAGCCCCCACACAUUAAAGAGGAAGAGGAGGAACUGUGGAGCAGUCAGGAGGGAGAGCAGCUUCAAGGGCUGGAGGAGGCUGAUAUCACCAAGUUCACAUUCACUCCUGUCCCUGUGAAGAGUGAAGAUGAUGAAGAGAAACCUCAGUCUGAGGGACACCACUGUGGAGGACCAGCAGGACCAGGACCAGUGCCUGGAGGAGGAGUGCGACCAGUGCCUGGACACUCUUCUGAAAAUGAUGGAGAGGAAUGUGGGGGACCAGAACCAGAAGAGGACACAAAUCCAGUUCUAGAUUUACAACCAGAUACUGAGGACAAGACUGCAGACCAAUCUGAAGCUGAUGGAGACCACUGUGGAGGAGUACAACCAGUCCCCAGAGGAGAAGGAAUGCGACUAGCGCCCAGAGACUCUUCUGAAACUGAUGGAGAGGACUGUGAAGGACCUGAACCGAACGACAUCUCAGGUCCAGAUCCAGAUCCAGAUUUACAACCGGAUACUGAGGACAAGACCGGAGACCAUUCUGAAGCUGAGACUGACGACAGCAAUGACUGGAGGGAGACCAGAGAACCUCAGUCAGGUUUUGAUGAAGUACCUGUCGGCGAUAUGGAAUGUAAUAAUGAAAUAGUUUCAGUUAGCUUAUCUGAAUGUGCGAGAAGCUUCGACCAUGAGGGAGGUCUACAGGAAGACUCUGAAGUCCACAAUGUGGAAAAACCCUUUAGUUGCUCCAUCUGUGGUGAAACAUUUGCAGAAAGCUCAGAGCUGAAGGUGCACUUCAGAGGUCAUAGAAAAGGAAAACGUUUUAGCUGCUUGGUUUGUAAAACAAGUUUUGGCAGCAGCGGAAAUUUAGCGAAACACCUGAGAAUCCAUACUGGAGAGAAACCAUUUGGUUGCUUGCUGUGUAGUAAAAGAUUCACUCAAAAGAUAGCUCUGGAAAAACACCGUCUUGUCCACACAGGGGAGAAACCAUUUAGUUGCUCAGAUUGUGGCAAAUCGUUCACACAGAAGGGGCAUCUGAGUCGACACUUGGUUGUCCACACAGGGGAGAAACCAUAUAGUUGUUCAAUUUGUAGCAAAUCAUUCACAUUGAAGGAAGACUUGAAGCGACACUUGCUUGUCCACACAGGGGAGAAACCAUUUAAUUGUUCGGUGUGUAGUAAAACAUUUUCACGAAGGAAAGACUUGGAACGACACUCGCGUCUCCACACAGGGGAGAGACCAUUUAGUUGUCCAGACUGUGGGAAAACAUUCACUCAAAUGAGCCAUUUGAGACGACACUUGGCUAUCCACACGGGGGAGAAACCAUUUAGUUGUCUAAUUUGUCAGAAAACAUUCUCAGUAAAGCAAGAUUUGAAACAACACUCGGUUGUCCACACAGGGGAGAGACCGUUUCGUUGCUCAGAUUGCGGCAAAACAUUCACACAAAGGGCCAAUUUAAAACAACACUUGAUUGUCCACACAGGGGAGAGACCGUUUAGCUGUUCAGUUUGUGGGAAAAGGUACACACGAGAGAGUCAUUUGAGACGACACGUGGUUGUCCAUUUAAGGGAGAAACCGUUUGGUUGCAGUGUUUGUGACAAAAGAUUCGCUCGGCUCGAUUUGGUGAACAAACACGAGUGUGUUGGUGAGAGUGUCCGAAUUAAGUGAAGUUUCAGAGACUAAUUUUGGGCCGGUUUUUCACGGCAGAAUUGAAAUCAGUGUUUUCCCUGCCAUUAUAUUGGGGGGGCACCCCGGCCACCCAACAGCACCCACGCCCCCUUUGAGGGUCAAGUUUAUUUUAUAUAAUUGUAUUUUCUAUAUAGCUCUAGAUCACAACAGAAGUAAUCUAAGGUUACCUUUCCUAUAGAACAGGUCUAUACCUUGUCCUUUAUUACACUAAUUAAAUUGAGUUAGUUAUUUAUCGUAUUUACAUGACAGCAUGUCAUUUCUGUCUCUACAUGGUUCCGCAUUUAGAAUUCUCCUCUGCUCUCUGUAUCGCAUACGCUAGAGUUCUGCCCCAAUGCGCACACACAGUUGAGCACACUAGAGUGCGGCUCAGGCCGCAUUUUCUUUGAGACAAUUAUAACCAAACCCGACCUGAGUCUGACACAGUCUGUGACUUGACAUAUUUAUUGUUAUGGACAGUGUGUAAAUGACCAUCAAAAGAUGGCUGUUACGCACAGUCAAAUACGACGCUACAUACACUCAGUUGGAGUGGAGCCUGUGUUGCGUUCAGGUGUUGUCAUGUAAAUAACAAAUUUCAUCACUUGAAUAGGCCAUAGCACAACACAGCAGCAUGUCAAGUGGACUGAGCUCGUCACCAGAGUCACCAAUUAACCUGCAUGUCUUUGGACUGUGGGAGGAAACUGGAGCACCUGGAGGAAACCCACUGUGACAAGGGGAGAACAGGCAAACUCCACACGGAAGGGGAGAACCCAGAGUUCGAGGCAGGAACCCUUUUGCUGUGAGAUGACAAUGCUAACGACUCUGCAGCUUCUGUCAUUACGUCCCUCUUUUUGUUCUACAAUAGAGUCUUUGUGCCGUAACCAAAGUCUCAAUGUAACUUGAAAAAGACGUUCUGGUAACUGUACAUGCUCGUGUUUUUCUUCAAUGUGGUUUUUGAUAUAGCAGAGUGAUUUGGUUGUUAUUCAGGGGUGGCAGUAGCUCAGUCCAUACGGAUUUGCGUUGAGAACCAAAUAUGAGGUGUUGAUUUAUAAACGGAGAGGCGCCAGUUCAGGUGCCCUUGAACAAGGCACCGAACCCCCACAUGCUCAGGGUGCCUGUCGCCCUAACACCCCUUCAUUUAAUGCAUGUAUAGGUCCUGUUUGUGUGUGUAUCUGGUUUUUGUAAGUUUAUGACAAGAGAGUGAAAAAAUUUAAAUAUCGUAAAACUUCAAUUCUUUGCCCAGCCUUCAUUUGCAUAAAUCACUGUACUCAACAGGCCUAUAUUUGAGACAGGCCUUUAAAACAAAAUUGUUGCUCAGCAAAGAUGAGAAAAGUGCGAAAUAUGCGCGAAAUAGCUAACUAACAUGGAUUGUCAACAAUCUGGUUUUAUACAGCCAAAGAACUUAUAUAAAAAGACUUGCAACUAGACCAGGCUUCUAUUUGAGACAGGCCUGCAUUUGUCAAAAUGUGUAGCUACACCGGGGUAGUAAACGAGACUAGGCUUUUAAUUGAAGUUUUACAUUCAUCUUCUUCUAAAGAUUUUACUUUCAAGUUUCCUUGUUCCGAUGUGCAGUAACUUUAGUUUAGCAUGUGAAUAUUUUAUCUAUUGAUAUCAGACUUGUUUCCCUCUCUGUUUAACCUAGAUUUAGUACAACAGCCAUUGUGACAACCGUUAAUGUGAUCCAUUUAAAUUCUGUUUUUACGAUGGUUUUUAAGCAGUCCAAAAGUUCAA
Molecule: messenger RNA, 3790 nt
Organism: Epinephelus fuscoguttatus (brown-marbled grouper)
Lineage: Eukaryota; Metazoa; Chordata; Actinopteri; Perciformes; Serranidae
Product: gastrula zinc finger protein XlCGF57.1-like
Exons: 2
Coding region: 143-2062 (639 amino acids)
Source: RefSeq, a predicted model, not a curated record